This is a messenger RNA of Parasteatoda tepidariorum (common house spider), 2408 nucleotides long. RefSeq names its product zinc finger protein OZF. Lineage: Eukaryota; Metazoa; Arthropoda; Arachnida; Araneae; Theridiidae. The record is from RefSeq and is a predicted model, not a curated record.
GAAAUCAUCUCUAGAAAUUAUUACGACUGACACUUAGUACACAAAAAUCAAACCAUUUGAAGGAAAGUUAUUCAGGGUGGUAUCUUAUUGUUUUUUUUAGCUCACUGUAUAUUCUCAUACAACUGCGAAGAGGAAAAGGGACGGAGAGACGGUCAAAACAUGGAAUCGGUCUUCUCCCCAGGUGGCAUAUUCAAGCGUUGCGAUCGCAAAUGACUCGCUAGAGAUCGCAGAUGAGUUUCAAUAUAUAUUUGUGUUUAAAAUGGUUCUUGAGAUGAGCAGACGUAGGUUAUUAAAAACGGAUCCAAUGAAAAUACAAACAAAGCAGAAGAUACCUAACCUGACCAGUCCACUUCAUUUGAAAGUUAAAAGGAGUUAGCCAUAAUUAAUUACUUAAUAAAUCCAGGAUAACUCAUGAUUAAAAUUUACUUCGUUUGUGGUAAAUAUAUUUCUUGCCUGUCAUACUUCGCAAUCGUUUGUCUUACUUCUGUUUACAUUUGUUGGAUAACUUCUUGCAACAUCUAGACUACAACUUAAAUCGUUACAAUUGUAAAUACAUUUUUGCUACAUGGACUGAGGAAAUUGCUGAAUAAGAACCAGAAUCAGCUUCUGAAUUAGCACAUCACUUAACAUCGAUUUAUAAAAAUUUGAGGAAUGCAACUUUUUAUUAUUCUUCAUCUUUUAAAUAAUAAUUUGAUUUGUUGACUUUUUCCUGCAAUCUUACCCAAGCUAACAAAGUUGCUUUAAAGAUAUUUGAUUUUUCUUAGUCUUUCUUAUUUGAUUUGUCUAAUUCUUUUUAUCUCAUAAUUCAUUUUUUUUUCUUAGUCUUUCUUAUUUGAUUUGUCUAAUUCUUUUUAUCUCAUAAUUCAUUUUAAGUUUUUUAUAUAUAGCUUUCCAUGUACGUAUGUUAGUUGUUUCGCAUUUGGACAUUUAAUUUGACUUUUAAAACUAUGUCAGAUUUUUUAGCCUGUUCUAUUACUAAAAAUUAUUCAUCUUAUAUUACUGUUGUAAAGUAUACUAAAAUGUAUUAACUUAAUUUAAAAUUAUAUAUUUUAUAUCACUGUUGUCUGGAAAUUAUGCUAUAAGUUUGCCUCAUAAAAAUGUUAGUCUUACGAUAAUAAGCUUUUUCUUCUCUUUCAACUAAAUGCCCCAAAUACUUGGUUGAAAUAAACAUUUAAAAAAAUGUCAAUUAUUACUGCAGAUGUCUCAGAAAGCCUUGAUCAGAAUAUAAUGAAAUCCUAUCCAUGCAAUUUGUGUAGUAGAAACUUCUCAAGUGAGGAUCUUUUAUCUAAACAUUACUCUGUUCAUACUAAAGAGAAACCUUAUUCCUGUGAUGUAUGUAAUAAAUGUUUCUCACAAAAAAGUAGUUUAAAUAAUCAUAAUGUUGUUCAUUAUCGAGAGAAACUUUUUACUUGUGGUGUAUGUAAUAAAGGCUUUGUGCAAGAGAGUAGAUUAAAUGCUCAUGUUAAAAGACUUCAUAGAUUGGAUAAUACCAAUGAAGAACCUUAUUUUAUAGAAAAAUGCAAUGGAAGUUUUUCACUGGAAAAAAGUAUCUUUACCCAACAGCUCCCUCAUACGAAGGAAAAACCUUUUUCUUGCGAGAAAUGUGACAAAAGCUUUUAUAGAAAGAGUCAUUUAAAAGUUCAUAUGCUUUUUCAUACUGGUGAAAGACCUUUUUCUUGUGACAUUUGUAAUAAGGGUUUUUCCCGGAAAGGUCAUUUAAUAACUCAUAAUAGUGUUCAUACUGGAGAAAAACCUUUUUCCUGUGAGAUAUGCGGUAAAAAGUUUUCCAGAAAGAGUAAUUUAAUCACUCAUGUAAAUAUUCAUACUGGAGAAAAGCCUUUUUCUUGUGACCUGUGUCCAAAAAGUUUUACACAGUUGGGAAACUUGAAACUUCAUAGACUCAUUCAUACUAACAAAAAACCUUAUUCUUGUGAUAUCUGUAACAAGCGUUUUUCAAAGAAACAAACUUUAUUUUCACACAUUCUUCUUCAUACAAAGAAAAACACUGAGUCUUGUGACAUGAGUACUGAGAGCUUCUCGCAAAUGGAGAAUGUUCAACAAAUUAGUCAAUUAGAUAACUCUCAUAUUGUUCAUAUAAAUGGAGCUAAUUAUUCUCCUGAUCCUAAUACUGGAGUUUAUAAUUCACAUAAUAUGAAUACUGAAGAAGAUUUUUACUUUUCUGAUAUAGAUUCUGGUGAAGAUAUAAAUGAUGAGUGAAAAAUUUAUUCUUAAUUUUUUUCCAUACAAAUGAAAAAUAAAUUGUUAAUAAUUAUAAACCUUGUGUAAAAUAUAAUGAUAAAUGUUUUUGCUAUGUUGAGAGUGGCCACAAAAUGGGUUGGGUAAUUUUAUCAAUCAGGAGAAAAUCCGGGAAUUUAACAACAAGGGAAAUAAAGUAACUUGAACUUGUA